AUGCCUCGCAAAGGACCAAACAGGCCGAGCGUCAAGCGCGUUCCUGCAUCGAGUGGGCCUGUCACUCCAGGCAGAGCCCGAAAAUCAACUCGAGGAGCAUCCCAGUCCCCUUCACGGCCAUCUCCCCCACCAUCCCCUCGCGAAGUUCAAGCCGAGAUUUUGGAGAAUCAAAACCGAAUGAUAGGAGGCCGAGAUACCAUGACCCAAUUUCUUAAUGCUGGCGUGCCCCAAUAUCCCAGCACCGUGGACCUUGGCAAUUCCGUCAUUGAUUACCUGGCCAAGAAGGGCUACGGCCGUACAGAGGCUAUGCUGCGCAUGGAAUCUGCUAAUCAAGAAAUUGAUGGCCGUCCAUUACCCCCGUUGGAGAAGAUGCCCGGCCAAAGUUCAAGCAGGGAUUCGGCGUGGGUGGAGGAAAACCUCGACUUGUACAAGCCGGAGCUGCGCCGCGUACUAUGGCCAUUGUUUGUGUACUCAUUCAUUCGGAUGGUCUCCUCGAUGUACCAGCAGGAAGCCAAACAAUUCUUUGAGUCGAACAAGAACAUGUUUCUUCCUGAACACACCGAUGACAUUCGUGUCUUUGAGCCAAUGAGCCUUCCUGAACAUGUCCAGGAUAACUCUGUGGCAAACCUCUAUCGCAACAACAAGUACCGCAUUGUCUUGAGCAACCCUGCUUACACAAAUCUUCUGCAAUUUCUGGAGAGCAAGGAGAAGGAGGGAGGCUCUGUCAUGAACGCCAUUCUGAGCAGCUAUUGCACCGUCAAGACUAUGGACCGGGCUGCUGAUGAUAGAUUUAGCUUUGCAACAAUGCUUGGUCAGAUUGGGGCUGGCCACACGUUCCCUCCCGAGGAUGAAGGUAUUCCUGGCCACCACCCGGGUUCAGCGUACACUGGUGACAACCCGGCCAUGGCUGGAACCCUUCCCCGCCUGAAGCUCGGGAAGCUCCCCAUGGAGCAGACGCUAGAAGAGGAUGUCCGUGCUGAGCUUGCUGAAGAUGACGCGAAAGAGCCGCCUCUAGCUGGACGGAACACUUUGGUUCAAGAGUUCGACCAAAUGAUCAAGAAGGAGGAAGAGGAGGAAGCUCCUAGCCGAGCCGACAUCCCAUUCCCUCCAUCUACUGCUCGUGACGUGGCUAUUGAGGUCACCAAGGUCAAAGAAAACCGAGACCGGUACAGGAUUGAAGGCCGCAAUGGCGGCGUGGGACCCGGUGUCAGCGUGUGCAUGUUCACUUUCCACAACACUUAUGAUGGGAUCAAUUGUCUCGACUUCUCUGACGACAACGCUCUGGUUGCAGCUGGAUUCGAGCAUUCAUACAUUCGUGUUUGGUCAUUGGAUGGCAAAAACAUCGAGGCUGCGUAUCCGGAACUAGAUGACCUUCCUCCCGCCAAUUCGCGACGCCUGAUUGGCCACUCUGGCCCUGUUUACGCUGUUGCUUUCCAACCUUCUGCUUCCCGGCCCGAAAACGCGUCUUCUGAUGAUCAUGUUCCAACUAAUUCCCGCUUUUUGCUGUCAUCAUCGGCAGAUAAGACAAUUCGUUUGUGGUCCCUUGAUACAUGGCAGUGUGUGGUUGUCUACAAGGGCCAUGACCGCCCAGUCUGGGAUCUGCGAUGGGGGCCUUUAGGCCAUUAUUUUGUAUCCGGUGGAUCUGACAAAACUGCUCGUCUCUGGGUAACGGACCACAUUCGCCAGCAGCGCAUCUUCGUCGGCCAUGAUCAAGAUGUUGAUUGCGUUUGCUUCCACCCUAAUUGCGCAUAUGUGUUCACAUCAAGCUGCGAUCACACGGUCCGGAUGUGGGCUGUCACUACCGGUAAUGCAGUUCGCAUGUUCACCGGACAUACCGGAAACAUUACUGCGCUGGAGUGCAGCCGUGACGGGAAGAUCUUGGCGUCUGCAGACGACCAAGGCUCUAUCUUCCUGUGGGAUUUAGCCCCCGGUCGACUUCUCAAGCGUAUGCGUGGCCAUGGCAAAGGCGGGAUUUGGUCUCUCAGCUGGAAUGUCGAGUCGAAUGUGCUUGUCUCCGGAGGGGCCGAUGGAACCGUCCGUGUCUGGGACGUAGCGGGACCACAAGAAGGUGCAAACCAAGGGCGCGUCAUUGGCGAGGGGUCCACAGCUACCAAGAUCGACGCUAGUAACGCUCCGGCCGGUCAAGGGAAGAAGAAGAAAGGCAAAGAUGUCGUUGUUACGGCCGACCAGAUCAGCGCUUUUCCCACCAAGAAGAGUCCUGUGUACAAAGUCAAGUUCACUAACAUGAACCUGGUGGUUGCUGGAGGUGCCUAUCUGCCCUAG
This is a messenger RNA of Penicillium chermesinum, 2283 nucleotides long. RefSeq names its product putative transcription initiation factor TFIID subunit. Lineage: Eukaryota; Fungi; Ascomycota; Eurotiomycetes; Eurotiales; Aspergillaceae. The transcript has 5 exons. Gene Ontology annotation, cellular component: transcription factor TFIID complex. The record is from RefSeq and is a predicted model, not a curated record. Gene Ontology annotation, molecular function: RNA polymerase II general transcription initiation factor activity; protein binding. Gene Ontology annotation, biological process: transcription initiation at RNA polymerase II promoter. The coding region runs from base 1 to 2283 and encodes 760 amino acids.